This is a messenger RNA of Lineus longissimus, 1745 nucleotides long. RefSeq names its product protein jagunal homolog 1-like. The transcript has 2 exons. Lineage: Eukaryota; Metazoa; Nemertea; Pilidiophora; Heteronemertea; Lineidae. The record is from RefSeq and is a predicted model, not a curated record. Gene Ontology annotation, biological process: vesicle-mediated transport; endoplasmic reticulum organization. Bases 256 to 831 code for a protein of 191 amino acids. Gene Ontology annotation, cellular component: endoplasmic reticulum membrane.
GGAAGUCGAUGUAUUUCUCACUAAUACCGAGUUAUUGACCAAGUUUAAAGAUUAAAAUGCAAAUUCGAUGUAUUGUUAGAAAACAUGACGAGGUUUUAUAAUGAAAAAAAUUAAUUUUGUCUGGGUUUUAUUCUGAGUUUUGAGCGAUAACCGGAAGUCUGUGUCCUACCAUAUUUGUAAAAUUUCUCAAAUUACCCUCUGCAAAGGUCGAUUUUCUCGUUAGUCAAAUAAUUUAUGGAACCUGAAACCUAAGAAAUGUCUUCAAGAGCAGGUCCCCGUGCUGCUGGCACUGAUGGUAGCGAUUUUUCACACAGAGAAAGGGUUGCAAACCACUACAAAAUGAGUGCAGCAAACAAGUCUCGCAUGCGCACCGUCGCCAUGCUGCACUUCAGUCUGUUCGUCUUGAUGCUGCUGCGGCUUUCAGCCAGUCUUUUACCGGCCAUCAACAUCAAACCGCCGAAAACCCUCGAAAUAUUCCAUUUUCCAAACCCAGAACUCUGGGAGUACGCCUGGCUCGUCAGUAUUCUCGCGAUGGGAUUCGCAUGGUCCAGUUUAGGAAAGAAUCGGGUAUUUCUUUUAAAACAGUACAUCAUCGGCACAAUAGUAUUCGGGUUUGCUCCAAUUAUUUACGGAGUGUAUGAGAAGGCUUUCGACCUCUUGGAUUACGCACAAACUAGAAAACCGAAAUCUGCUGUUGGAGGAGUUCCGCUCGUCGUCCUCUGGUUUAUGUUUUUCACUAUCGCUGUUCAGGUUCAUGGAUUUGGUGUUUAUUUCUCAAUGCAACUCUUGAAAGCUUGGCAACCACAAAGGACCGACAAGAAAACGAAAUAAAACCGCAUGUGGAGAUUACAUUUUUAAACUUCUUGGGAGUUGUAUAAUUUAUUACAUCAUUCAGGCGUGGCUUUGAGUGGGAGUAUUCAAAUUUUGGAUACAAAAAUGCCUGAUUUACAUGUUAAAUACUCUGCAAAGAAGUGAUUUAAAUCGCCGCGAUCUGUUGCAUUAUUAGGAAUAAGAUCAAGAUUGCAGGUCGCAGUGAUUUCAAAUUGCUCAUUUGUGGGGCGUUUUAGCACUUGAUAGUUCUCCUGAUCCAAAGAAGAAAACAGCACGCUGUUGUUUGCGUGCAUACAAGUGUACAGAAGCAUUUUGGAAUAGGACUUGUACAGUUGAUUAUUACGCUUUGCUUGCCUCGUCCAGCUUUACAUACGCCGAGUGAUGGGUGAAGUAGGUAAAACACUUGGAAAUGUCGGUGUCUUGACUUAGGUUGUGAAAGGGUACGAUUUCAAAGUGGUGAAAUCAGUGGUGUCAACAAAACUGUGAAGAAGUCAGAACUAUUUUAGUGAUUAUUACAAUCAAAUAUGCAAAUCACUGCCAGAAAGUUGUUUUUACUUUACAUUUUCUAUGCUUAUGAAUGUGAGUAGUUCCUGUGGCGAUUGAACAGUUUGUCUAAGUAAAAAUUGUUUGAAAGGACUGCAUCAAAUGAAUGUUUUCCAAAAAUGUUCAGAGUGACGUCACAUGUUAAAGGUUGCUGAGAAUAUGCGAGUUUAAGUUAACAAUUUGUGCAUUGAAAAUGGAAUAAUAUUUUCUUUGACAUUCUGAAUAGAAUAUUGUCGCAAUGCUUGUUGAAUGUAUUAAUUUAACUGCUCAGUUUUGUUUUUGUCUGUUUUUAAGUUUACCAGAGGUUGCGUCAUGCUCCUUGGUUGUUUGUUUGAUGACAAGAAUAAAAUUAUCCCAUCCAUCUCAAGAAA